UUCCGUUGACAUUGCUGCCGCUGCUGAGAGGAGGAGGAGGAGGUGGGGACUUGACUGGUGUUACCAAACCUGCAGGUUUUAUUGCAGGGAGCCGCAGUUUGGUGGCAGCCCGCUUCUCAGCCCUGAUAAUCGGCAGUCAUGUAUCGGCGGCCGCUGCAGUCCGCCGUCAGAAGCCUCUUUAACGCGUCCGCGUCCAGAAAGGUGUUGGAUCAGGAAGCCUGUCUUGCCAGAGCUUUGGUAGCUUGCCAACUGGCCAGAGUCUCCUCUCCGUGUUUGACACCAUGUCGGACUCUGCACAUGACCGCACAGCUCUACAAUGUGAAGGAGACGCCCCAGCACACAGAGGAGGAAGUCGGGGCCUUCACCAAGCUCAUUGAGGCCAUGGGCUUCACUGGACCUCUCAAGUACAACAAAUGGAAAAUCAAGAUUGCUGCCUUGCGCAUGUACACAUGCUGUGUAGAGAGAAUCAAUUACGACGACUUCUUUGAAAAGUGCUGCCUCCCCGACACACUCAACUCUUGGUUCUUGGUAGCGCAGCUGCAUGUGUGGAUGUGUUUGGUGCGGAUGCGUCAGGAGGGCAGAGAAGGAAAGUACAUGUGCCGCUACAUUGUCCACUCCAUGUGGGAGGAUGUAGAGCAGAGGAGCAAAAUCAUGGGGAUCGAUGCCAUCCAUAGAAAGGAAGGGAUGAAAGCGAUGACGGAGACGUUUUACGCGGCAAUUUUUGGAUAUGACGAGGGAAUCCUGUCUGAUGACUGUGUGCUGGCUGCAGCUCUGUGGAGGAACCUGUUCAAUUGUCAGUGUGAAGACCCCAAACAGCUAGAACUCAUGGUGGAGUACGUUCGCAAACAGAUGCAGUACGUUGAUGCUCUGAACGGAGAGGACCUGCUGCUGACAGGAGAGGUGAAGUGGCGCCCUCUGCUGGAGGAGAACGCACAGAGCAUCCUGAAGGUGGCCACGCCCACGUACAACGACACCGGGCUGUGAGACGAAGAGAUUAGACAGACUCCUUUGAUCCAAAGUCCUCUUCUUCUGACCUCUCCUCUCACCUGCUUCACUCCUUUUCCCGUCUUUGUGUCUGUGUGUUGUUCCUUCCUAUAAUCAUGCAACACGUUCCCGUCACGUCUUAUAAGGAGUGACUUUAACUUUGAGAUAACGUCUGUUGCUGUUGCUUUCUAGUCCACUCCUCUCUUUCUUUCUUUCUCAUCUUAAACCCAAAACACAACUUCUUCCUCUCCUCCUCUCCCGAAUGAUUUGUCCAUCAGACCUCUGUUCCUGGAGGUGCGUUACAGGCAGGAUAGACAGCCAGGGAAUAUUUCUCUCGUGCACCCCCAUCAUUAAGCCAAUCCAAAAAAACAAAACAAAACAGGAAACGCCAUGCAUCAUCAUACUCCAUCAUGUUCCUGUCGGUUUUGAAAGCCUCUGAUGCUUCCGCUCUGCAAACGGUUGAAAAGCACUCGAAGACAAGAAGACACUCUGUAUUUAUAUUUGCCGCCAUGAACGCCAGUAUUUAUAAAAGUAUUUUGUAUACCUCCAUGUUUACACUUGUCUCCUGCAGAGAUGUUGGGUAAGACUUCCGUCACUGCUCCUUCACUGCGCGUUAAAUAAAGUUUCACUGUGAAAACAUGAAGUUAGGUGACGUGAAAAUAAUGAUUCAGCUAACGGCCCGUCUCUGUUUAUCAGAGGUCUGUAGUCAAUCAUCUCGGCUCCUGGGCAUCAGACAGUUUUAUGUUUCUCUGUAAGGUUACACCUGUUAGACUCUCUCUCUCUCUCUCUCUCUCUCUUGUCCCGUGAUGCUCUCAGACCUGAACAGGAAGCUCUCAAAGACUUGAGAUCACUGCAUUUAAAAACAAUGCGCUUUUGUUUUGUUUUUAAAAACUGAAUAAAUAAAAUGUUCUCUGGA
This is a messenger RNA of Micropterus salmoides (largemouth bass), 1900 nucleotides long. RefSeq names its product ubiquinol-cytochrome-c reductase complex assembly factor 1 (gene uqcc1). The record is from RefSeq and is a predicted model, not a curated record. Gene Ontology annotation, cellular component: mitochondrion. Gene Ontology annotation, biological process: mitochondrial respiratory chain complex III assembly. Bases 139 to 984 code for a protein of 281 amino acids. The transcript has 9 exons. NCBI's taxonomy places the organism in Eukaryota, Metazoa, Chordata, Actinopteri, Centrarchiformes, Centrarchidae.